UACAAGAGAAUUACAUAUACCUACCUACUUACUUAUUAUAUAAACCGUCUUAUGGAAAUACUAGCAGCCCAGCCAACGCUUUUUUGUUUUUAAGAUGGCUAUUCAAAAAUCUGAGGAUCUUUACUUAAACAGAGCAAAAUUCGUAAUGAAAUAUUUAGGUGUUUGGGUCCCGCCAGUUGAUGAAGGGGUGCCUCAAAAAACUUACAGAUUCUUUAUGAUGUCUCUGCAGUAUCUAUUUCUGAUAUUCCAAAUGGUGUACAUAAUACAGGUAUGGGGAGAUCUUGAAGCUGUGUCGCAGGCCUCAUACUUAUUAUUCACACAAGCUUGUCUGUGUUUCAAAGUCACAGUUCUGCAGCUAAACGUGGCUUUACUAAGAGACUUGUUGAGACGUAUGAACGAAAAGGUUUUCUUGCCCCAAACUGCUAAGCACGAAAGUAUACUGAAAGUGCAAGCUACAAGGAUCAAGCGACUACUUCUAGCAUUUAUGAUCAGCUCGCAAACUACCUGCGGUUUGUGGGCAUUGAAACCGCUGUUUGACGAUGCCGGCAGUCGGAACUUCCCUUUCGAUAUGUGGAUGCCCGUCAAGCCAGAGUAUUCCCCGGACUACGAAUUGGGUUACACGUUUCAACUGGUGACCAUCUGUAUGAGCGCUUACAUGUACUUCGGAGUGGAUAGUGUUGCCCUAUCGAUGGUCAUUUUUGCUUGUGCUCAAGUGGACAUCAUUAAGGACAAGAUAUUAAGUAUUAAACCUAUUGAAGCUAAAUAUGAACGAGAUGCCGAAGGGAAAAAGGAAAUCUUAUCCGAAAAUUACAGCAAACUCAUAGAAUGUAUAAAACACCACCAGGCUAUAGUUUCAUUUACAAAGCUGGUAGAAGAUGCAUACCAUACGUUUUUAUUAUUUCAACUUGUUGGGAGUGUUGGUCUCAUUUGUAUGUCUGCUUUGAGAAUUUUAGUGGUGGAUUGGCGCAGCAUGCAAUUCUUUUCAAUACUGACCUACCUGUCGGUGAUGAUUAGUCAGCUGUUUGUAAGUUGCUGGUGCGGCCAUGAAUUAACGGCCACAAGUGAGAAUCUUCCUACCGUGCUGUACACGUGCGCGUGGUACGAACAAGACGUCAGGUUCAUCCGAACGCUGUGCUUUGCCAUGAUGUGUAUGAAGCAGCCGUUGGUACUGCGCGCAGGCCAUUAUAUUAGUCUCUCCAGGCAGACUUUUGUAUCUAUUCUACGAAUGUCUUACUCGUACUUCGCGGUUUUGAAUCAAACAAAGUAAUAAUUAUAGACACUCUAUGAAGUAUCAAGUUGUAUCAACUGACACUACUGCACUUUGUUAUAUUUUUGAAAUCUCUAAGUCAACGAUAUUUAUAAAAUUAUCGUUGCUUUAAGUAUUAAGUAACCUAACAUUUUAGAAUUUGUACUUGAGGUACUUAUUUGCAUAGAAUAUGUAAAUAAGUACCUACUCGUACAUACAUAAAAGUUUAUAGGUAAUGUAUUCGUUUCCAGGUUUCCACAAUAUAAUUCUAGCUACAUAUAUUUAACUUCUAAAUUUUAAUUCAUAUUCAUUAUUUGUAAUUUCUUAAUUGUUCCGCUCUACUAAUUCCCACCUUAGGUUAAGUUUGCAAACAAAACUCAUUAUAGUUCCAGUUUUGCUAAGUUUGUAAUUGGUACAGAUACAGUGUGUUGUGCUUAUGUUUAUAGUUUAAAUAAAUCCUAUUCAGAUCA
Bicyclus anynana (squinting bush brown) is the source of this 1716-nucleotide messenger RNA. RefSeq names its product odorant receptor Or1-like (gene Or-16). The coding region runs from base 95 to 1267 and encodes 390 amino acids. Gene Ontology annotation, biological process: sensory perception of smell; detection of chemical stimulus involved in sensory perception of smell. NCBI's taxonomy places the organism in Eukaryota, Metazoa, Arthropoda, Insecta, Lepidoptera, Nymphalidae. The transcript is spliced from 8 exons. The record is from RefSeq and is a predicted model, not a curated record. Gene Ontology annotation, molecular function: olfactory receptor activity; odorant binding. Gene Ontology annotation, cellular component: plasma membrane.